UCCACGUUUACCUUGCGGGAUCAAAGAAUGAUAAGUCCCGUUGGUCCCGUUAGAAUCUCUCUCAACAUGCUUCAGACUGAAAGAGGUAAAAAGAGGCGGCCAGUGGAAUGUAAUUUUCCGUAUCAAAAAGUCUAGGAAGCUUAUCAAUUAAGUACGAUAACCGAUAAGUAUUGCCGUUUUUUUCUCAUGGACUUGUGACAUUAAUUGUUAUCAUGAGUCCAAAAACUCAGCAAUCUAAAGUGACUCAACGGCCGAAUGGGGAAUCCAGCGAUGCAAAUACUAAUUGGUGGCUACAGUUCAUGGGAAUUCUUGUCCUCACUGCUGCUACAAGGUUUUACAAAGUGUCAGAGCCUGAACAUGUUUGCUGGGAUGAAACCCAUUUUGGGAAGAUGGGAAGUUGGUACAUAAAUCGAACUUUCUUCUUCGACGUACAUCCACCCCUUGGCAAGAUGCUUAUAGCUCUAUCAGGGUAUCUGACAGGCUACGACGGCAGAUUUCCAUUUGAAAAGCCAGGAGAUAAAUUUGAGGAUACUAAGUAUCUCGGUAUGAGAAUAUUCUGCACGUUCUUGGGUGCUACAAUAGUACCACUUGCCUAUUUGAUUGUCUGGGACCUUACAAAAUCUACAAGGGCAUCUGUACUCUCAGCAAUGUUCAUCCUUCUCGACGUUGGAUUAUUAACAUUAAAUAGGUACAUUCUCCUGGAUCCAAUUCUUCUCUGCUUCAUGAUGUGUGCGACUUGGGGGAUGGCGAGAGUCGGUGCUCACAGGGAUCGAGCGUUCACUAGGCCCUGGUGGGGCUGGCUGAUCUUCACUGGAGUCUCUCUCGCUUGCACCAUUAGCGUAAAAUUCGUGGGACUUUUUGUGGUUCUCCUCGUUGGUCUUUUCACCAUUUAUGAACUGUGGAGGGAACUUGGAGACUUAUCGAAACCUGUUAUCAACGUUGGGAAACAUUUAAUCGCCAGGGCUGUUUGUCUGAUUGUACUACCGAUUAUUCUGUACAUGGUGUUCUUCUAUAUUCAUCUGACAGUGUUGAAUAAAAGUGGCAGUGGCGAUGGUUUUUACUCUUCAGAAUUCCAGUCCCUUCUCCAAGGAAACUCGCUUCACAACGCAACAAUGCCUCGUGAGCUCUCCUACGGAGCCACCAUCACCCUGAAAAAUCACCGUACAGGAGGAGGCUACCUCCACUCUCACUGGCACCUCUACCCCGAGGGAGCCGGUGCCCGUCAGCAGCAGAUCACCACUUAUUCUCACAAGGACGACAACAAUUUCUGGCUCGUAAAAAAAUUUGACACCGAAGAAAUACCCCCAGAGCCAGAACUCGUCAAACAUGGGGAUCUCAUCCGUCUCGAGCACACCAUCACCUCCAGAAACCUUCACUCCCACAAAGAAACUGCUCCGAUCUCCAAAAAACAUUACCAAGUGACAGGAUACGGAGAGAACGGAGUUGGAGACGCCAACGACGUCUGGAAGGUUGUCAUUGAAAACGGAAAGGAAGGAGACGUGGUUCAAACAGUCACAAGUAAAUUGAAGUUCGUGCAUUACCUUCAUCACUGUGUAUUGACCUGUAGUGGCAAGACUCUGCCCAAGUGGGGAUACAGCCAGCAGGAAGUCUCUUGCAAUCCCAACAUGAGAGACAAGAAUGCUCUAUGGAAUAUUGAGGACAACAGAUACUCGAAAUUACCAAACGUCAGUUUUCAAGUGUAUGCCCCAGGAUUUCUAGCAAGAUUCUUGGAGUCACAUGCUGUUAUGCUCCAAGGGAACUCGGAUCUUAAAGUUAAAGAGGGAGAGGUGACCUCCAGGCCCUGGCAGUGGCCGAUCAAUUACAGAGGACAGUUUUUUUCUGGCAGUGAUCAUAGAAUUUAUCUACUUGGUAAUCCUGUCAUUUGGUGGGGGAAUAUUGUUUUCCUUUUUUUGUUUAUUGUCAUCUAUGUUUGGACCUCUGUGAGAGAGCAGAGGGGGUGCGAGGAGGUGGAGAAUGUUUCUGAAGAGAAAGAGAAACUUACGACUGCUGGGAUGUGGCUGUUCAUCGGGUGGAUGCUGCAUUAUCUGCCAUUCUGGGCGAUGGGACGUGUUCUGUACUUCCAUCACUACUUUCCUGCGUUGCUAUAUAAUUCUAUGCUCACUGGGAUCACCUUGAAUUUCAUCCUUGAUAGUCUAUUUUUUGUGUUUCCGGGGAGAGUGGCGAAUGUCGUUUAUCAUGUGGUGCUGGGCAGCGUUCUGUCGUUCACCGUCUACAGUUUUUACCUAUUUGCACCGUUGGCUUAUGGAAUGGACGGUCCGUCUGCCUCAGAUCCAGAGAGUCCACUUCAUGCAUUAAAAUGGCUUGAAUCCUGGGAGUUUUAAAUACUACUCAACAAGCGGAAAAAAUGACUAAAAAGAGAAAACAGAGUGAUAUUUUAAAUAUUUUAUUACUGUUAAUAAAUCCUAUUUUUUAUUGACCAAGAAAA
Diachasma alloeum is the source of this 2446-nucleotide messenger RNA. RefSeq names its product protein O-mannosyl-transferase 2 (gene twisted). The transcript is spliced from 5 exons. The record is from RefSeq and is a predicted model, not a curated record. The coding region runs from base 213 to 2342 and encodes 709 amino acids. Gene Ontology annotation, cellular component: endoplasmic reticulum; membrane. NCBI's taxonomy places the organism in Eukaryota, Metazoa, Arthropoda, Insecta, Hymenoptera, Braconidae. Gene Ontology annotation, biological process: protein O-linked glycosylation via mannose. Gene Ontology annotation, molecular function: dolichyl-phosphate-mannose-protein mannosyltransferase activity.